CACUUUGUUUUAAAAUGGUGACCUUCCGCAAGGCAAAUAGCCUGUUAUUGUUGAUGUUUUGUUCUGGGUUGACGAUUCUUCAUCUCCCCACGACGUCGAAUGCUUUCCAAUCCAAAAUCCCCACCAAGAAUAGUGUGUUUGAAGGUUUGCAUAUUUCUGGGGACAACUGGCGACGCAAAAACGUCGGAGAGGAAAGGCAAUCGAUUUUCAACUCAAACGGAACGGGACACUAUAAUCAGUACCAUGCGACAAAGAUAUCCGCCGCGACGACGGAUAACGAGAGUCAAAGUGAGGAAGGACAAGGAUUAUUGAUAGGAACUCUUGUCCUCUUAACAGUACCACUGUCAUGGGGAACUUAUGUGCCUGUUGGUAAGUUGUGCAGGUAUGAAAAAAGUUUCGGUAGAAAAUGGACUGAUCAUUCUUCCGUUUUGCUGCAUAUCUCACUCUGGUCCUGACUUCUAUUGCGACGCCUCACUCUGCUCCACAACAUUCGAAUUUAGUCCGAUACCUAUAUGCCAUUAAGCCAGCAGUGCCGGGAUUCGUGUUUUCUGCUUGCUAUUACACUUUGGCUGCCGCAACCACAACACUUUUAGCUCAACGUCAGUUGCAGUCGCAAGCACAACCGACAUCGACCACAGUCUCUUCCGACAACAACGAGGAGGGGCUUGACACGAACAAUGAUUCCACAAAAGCUUCGUUUUUCUCUCUAAAUAAAGGCGGUCUCGAGCUGGGUUCGUAUCUUUUYGUCGCGAACUGCCUCCAAGUAAUUGGAUUGCAAACAGUGGAAUCCGAUCGAGCUGGAUUUCUCGUCCAGCUCACCACCGUGAUGGUUCCAAUCUGCGAAGGCCUAUUUGCAGGUAAUAUCAUGCUGAUUCCAGCUCGCACAUGGUUUGCUUGCGUCAUGGCGUUCCUUGGCCUCUGUAUUAUGGGAUUGGAUGGCAAACAAACGGAUGCCAUCGAUGCCUGGACCAGCGGCAACCCUUUGGAAACGUUUCAAGUUGCAGCGAGUAGUCUUUCACAAGGSGAUUCGCUCAUCCUAGGCGCAGCGGUUCUUUACACGUUGCACGUGGUCCGACUUGGYACWUAUGCACGACAAACAACACCGAUGAAACUCGCAGCGUCGAAAGCCACAACCGAAUCCAUACUGAGCUUCGGAUUGAUCUUUCUCUUGGUGGGUUUGUCGACCUUACAGGAGUCCUUUCACCUCUUGGGAGAUUCUGCAAGUAUCGAGGGCUUAUUGAAGUUCUCGUUGGAUACGGGACGAGAAAUAACGUCGUUCUUUUCUUCAUUCUCYGCCGGCAUCUCGGAUGGAAGUAUCACGACGUCGGUUCUGCUUCCAGCAUUUGGUUCGAUAUUAUGGACAGGUACGUGGAAACCAACCCAGAUAAAGAUUGUACCGAAAGUGGUUACUCUGUUGGGUUGUGUAUUCCUUAGUACAAAUUCAUCUUCUCUCUUACAACAACACUCUAUUCGCUAUGGCUUAUUGAAACGAAAAUAACCCCUAUUUUUUAGGUUGGAUAACGUGUGCAUACACAAUUUGGGCUCAAAGCUUUGGACAGUCCAAAGUCAGGUAAGUUGCUAYUACAAAAGUAAAGGCGCCAAUAGCAAACGCAUCGGCAUGGUAGGCCAGWUCGCAUUUGGUCGAUUUCGCGAUCUCACACAAAUUAUCAUAUUGCUUAGCCCUACGAGUGCAAAUUUGAUUUAUACGUUUCAACCGAUCUUUACCGCAUUGUUUGCCUACGUAUUACUAGGAGAGAAAAGUGAGUUGAAUCUUCGUUGUUUAUUUGCUUGUAUUUGCAUGGUUUCCUUUUGCGACAAAGCUCACAACUUUGAAUGCAAUCCAUUGAACUUUUCAUCAAUGCAACAUCCGCCCAAUCAAAAAUAAAGUGGGCUCGGUUGGCUUUUUGGGAGGUGCUAUAAUAGCUUCAGCCGUUUACAUUGUGGCAUCCAACGAUGGGGAUAAUGGCAAAAAUGCUAUCGAGCAAGAGUAAUCGCAAAAUACUCAACCGCAGUAACUUUAUCAUCUAUUUUAAUAAGUCUAUUUGGGAGAGACCGGUAGUACAUAACACACGAAAGAUUCUUACAAAAACAACAAACAGGAGUUAUAUAGUCAGCAACAAGUGGUCUUCAUGCGUGCAAAUCGCAGCAAUCAUGAGGACUUUUAAGGUUGCUACUACAGAACUAGUAGUAGUACUACUAGAUAUUAAUGCUGCUGGCGUGCAAUAGUAAGACUCAAAAAUCUACUACUAGGACUACUACUAGUACCACCACCAGGACCAGCCUUUUAACUUUAGGUUAAUUUGAUUAUCUCGGCCACUACUACUAUGAAUUAUGCUGACAGUAAAGUAUGGUAUUGCUGCUACAAGAAUAUAAAACAGAGAAUGAUAUUAAAAUGUGACUUCGAGUUUGUAGCAGCAGUCUACGGUAUGAACAUUAACAAAGAGCACUGAGCAGUUGUCCGUUCCAACAGUAGGUUACAAUCGACUCACUCGACUCAACGCUUUUUCUCGAGCAGCGCUGGCUCGCAACGAGCMAUUUUUGAAAUUUCGAAAACGGCCAGCUACAAAUUUAGUUACUUACGGGUUAGGUGAGAGAAAAGUACACGUAAUCGCAAUUGUGCUCGCAAUUCCCAUCUUGAUGGAACCUGAUUUACCKGUACUCGUACGGUAAGGCACCCUAGUGGAAAGCAACUCCGGUCUUGAUGUGUACGAGUACGAACUCUUGCCUCUACCGGUACAAGAAAACAAUACUGCCUCGCGUCAAAGUUUCACUCUCAAAAACUGUUUCGCCUCUUUCUCAUUUUGACUGGAAUCGCUUCGUGCCUCCAGGACUGCGUUUGCCAUGGCGACCAUCAACGGACUUUACGAGCUAGCUAGGAGGCCUAUCAAGAACGGCAAUGGCUGGUUCGAUUCGCUCCCGUCCCUGCCCGACUUUAGCGACGAGUACGAGCUCGURAGAGACACGGCGGGCACUUUGAUCAGCAACACAUACGACGAGAUCGAGCAACGGUUGCCCGAUGAUCUGAAGAACAAUUAUUUUGUCUUUGAAGACCAGGUCGGCGAGUCGUUGGCCGUGAUUGGCUUGGGCGAUGUGCGGCCGCGAACCGUGAUCAAGUGGRCUGCRUACCUUUUGGUUCUGUCCAUUGUUGUGCUGAAAUAUGUGUCCAAAAUGAAACGACGCCGCCGGCACAAGAUGCUCUACGGAAACAAUGCGUUCCCGCCAUUCACCAAAGCUAGCAUGGCGAAGACCGUCUCCGCACUAGUUACCAACUCACAAUCCCCCUGGUUUUUCAAGAARUGUUCCGAAGAUAUCAACUCAUCGGUCUUUCGCUUGAGGUUGCCCUUUGUCAAGGCACCSAUGGUCGUCGCUGUUGGAGAUUUGGUUACCGCAAAGGAGAUUCUGCAGGAUCCCUUGACGAUGAAAUCCGAAUCACACUUUUCUUCCGUCAGCUCUAUUGCCGGAGGUCCAAACAUCAUCACGUCGGAAGGACCCCAGUGGAAGAAAUCUCGAAAGGCUGUGUCUCCUGCCUUUAUGAAGAAGCACCUUGACAGAAUGCAUCACGUAUGUAGGGAGGAAACGGAGGACUGGAUCAACAACAAACUGAAACGAUACAUCGAUAAGGACAAAGACUUCGAUAUCGGCAAGGAAAUGAUGCGCCUGACRCUGUCGAUUUUGUGCAAGGCUGCAUUUGAUUACGAUACCGAAGUGGACGAGAGAGCCGCCAUWGCAUCAGAGCUUGAGAUUGUGACGAAGGAGUUUGGUUACGACGACAUGAACCGUCCUGUCAGGGUCAGAUUUGGCAUUCUUCGCUCAUCGACGCGUCGCGCGAGACUGGCCCGGACCAGGAUUCAGGACUUUGCCAAGAAAAUCCUGCACUCGCACCGAAAGAAGAAACAAACGGAAAACAGCACCGCGGUCGAUGGCAACGAAACUAUUUUGAGYUGCAUCGUCAAGAGCAGAAAGUACGAAGACGAUUCGCGAAGAAUUUCCGACAUUGUGAUGUUCCUGUUCUCGGGCGUGGAGAACACGGCAUACUCUCUGGCAUGGACUCUGUUCGAAUUGGCACGAAAUCCCAGGGURGCAUCGGAGCUGAACAGUGCUCUGAACGGAAACAACGACAAGCGCGCCCAAGAAAUGCUCAAGGACGUCCUUCGCGAGGGAAUGAGGCUUCGUCCACCCCUYCCCAGCAUCGGGCUCCGCACCGUUGGCAGGGAUUUCUACAUGGAAGACAGGUCCAUCGUCAUCCCCAAGGGUUCGCAGAUCAUUGUUCCCUCUCUCGUGACAACACGGUUCGACGUGGAGGACGCCGAGUCCUUCCGCCCGUCSCGCUGGAGGGACCACCCGGACAAGUCGUUCCUGUUGUUUUCGACGGGCCGACGAAACUGCGUCGGCCAGUCCCUCGCGCUCGCAGAAAUCACGUGGGUCUUGUCGCGUCUCUGCGCCAAGUUCGAGUUCCACGUUGUCGACGACGGCGCUAUCGAAUACUGCGGGGCCACCAUGAAGUGCCUCGGCACGCGCCUGAAGGCCAAGGUGGUCCCGAAACACCUGUAAUCGCUCGUCUUCUGCGACGACCGAUUCCAGCUUAUUAUCAGGCCAAACACAAGCGAACAAACGGGGUGCACAACAUAAUAAGUUUUYAAUAAAAAGAGAAAAGCCGAACGAAACACUUUAGUCGGCUGCAUUGGACAAWGAAUAACAGCUAAAACAGAAUGAUUACAAACAACCGAGGCCAAAGCGCUCUUGAUCUUCUCGUAUAAGGUACAKUCGAGAAAAACAUCGGCCUUCAUUGGCAAGAGAAGAGAAUGGUGUAUUCCCUACUACUGAAACAUCGUUAUUACUAGUACAUCCUACUUAGUACAAUGUUUGUAUUACUUUGAUGAGACAACCUUUUGCAGGUUUUUGAGGGUCGAUCACCAUGCAGUGAUUCACGCCUCGCGGAACGAAMCGGUGAGGGCUCAUUCGACUGACUCGAUCCAACGAGAAGAAAUAGAKUAGAUACAUUGCUACUGUACCUACAUAAGAUACGAAGAAUACAUCAAUAUAGUACUGUACCCAUCUGUCCACGCGUUCGCUUUUUUCUUCCUUCCUUCUUUCUUCAACAUGAGAAAUUCCUUCCUUUCCCGUUGACAGGCAGCUGAUCCGUGGGCGGGUUGUGCCAAUCAAAACAGUCGUGGAUUUCUCGUUUUCUCGGGGAUUGAUUCGAAUUCGGCAUUGCCGGACAUCCCGUGUCACCAGCAUAUCCACGGUACGAGUAAAGUAGUCGGAAUCCGAACAAGAACAAGAAGACGACGCUCCCCCUUGUGUCAUUCGAAAGCAUUGCGCCGAUCCAGCAGCACCCAAAGGAUACCSSAACAAGAACCAACGCUGCAGCAACGCRWCGCAACGSAACGCAUACUCCACAACACACCAGACUCCACAUCRCUCUMCCUCCCGCCGCCAGAGACGUUCCACCAUGGGCGARAAGACCGGGGUUCGAARCCCCCGAUGGCUGCUCGGGUGGGCUGCCUGCACCGCCGCGCUGGGCUYYAUCGCGGCCGCCGACGCUCUGAUGCUCCCGCMGAAYUCCUUAAAGGCCAAGCUUGGGUCUCGGAUGCCCUCCGCCCUGCUUGUCUCCCUCUCUUCCCCCCCGCCGGAGCAGCCGGGACGGACGGGUCUUGAGAAAGCAACGCAGCGGAAGAGGCAGAGGCCGGCCCCGGAGCAAGCCGCGGCGAGGGAUCCCUCGUGCUACGUCCGCUGGAACCGCAAGGGGGACCUCUGGCAGAUGCAGACGGCUCUGACCACCUUUCGGCGUGGGUCGGACGGGAAGGUCGUCGAGCUCCACGCCCAGCAGCACUUUGGCGACGAGCACUACUUUCGGUACUGGAACUCGGACGUGCGCUUCAACGACCGGCACGACUGCGUCCUCUUUGAGCUGCUGGUCGACGAGGACCUCCUGGAGGAAGGAAGGGGAGGGGACCAGAGGGUGACCAAGCCGGUGAUGGCCUCGGAGAGCGACGAGCGCCUCGGACGCAACCUGGACCUGGUCUGCCAGGCCUCGGUCCUCGACUACGCCCGGUCGGACAAGUGGGUCCACGCCGAUCUCUCGAGCCAGGAGUUUCGCGGGAAAGUGGCCAGCCGCCAAACCAGUGGCAGCAGCAACGGCGACAAGAACAACCACCAGGACGAGACCACCCCCCUCUGGAAACUCGCCUCGGCCGGGUCCUCCUCCGCCGCCGCGGAGGCCGUCGCGGCACUCGUGGCCGGCCCGCCCGCCCUCGAGCUCGCGGCCGGGAGCCCCCGGAAGCGCCGGCUCUUYACSAAUCUCUUYCUGCCSGGGGGCAGGCUCGCCUCGGGCAUGCGGGCCCUCCUCUGGACGACGGUCCCCUCCCCGGAGCUCUCGGUCGUCCUCCUCGACUGGUCCAGCCUGCUGGGGGGCGGCUCCGGCCCGGGGGCCCUCUCGAGCGUGGCCCUCCCGGUGCUGACCAGCCUCGCCCGGCUGGACCUCGGCCGGGUCCGGCGGUUCCUGCUGGGCCAGCAGGUCCUGGUCUCCUCGAGAACCAACGCGGGGCCGGACGCUUCGGCCGCAUCGCCAUCGCCAUCGCCAUCGCCAUCGCCAUCGCCAUCGUCGGACUCGUGGUCCCUCCUGGUCCUCGACCGAAACGACCACGCCCUCGGGGUCCUGGACCGAAAGCUGGGGGACCCGGGCGUUCGAUCGGCGGCCCUGCUCUACGGGAGCUCCCACUGCCCCGACCUCCACCGCAAGCUGGCGGCCUCGGGCUUCCGGGCCACGGACAAGGAGUGGAGGACGGCCUGGUCCGUCCGGGAGGCCGCCGGGCCGGAAGCCGGAGGCACCGAGCCCCUGCCGGCCCUGGGGGCCUUUCUGGUGGCCUAUUUGGUGGUCGGGGCGCUGGACUGGGUGGCCGUCCUGGGGGACACCUGCUCCUCCCUCUUGGGCGGGGACGGGCUCGGCGCGGCCGUGGCCGUCGGMCUCUACCUUUCGCGGCACGUGCUCCUGUACCUCGGCCUGUCCCGCUUUUUGAUCGACUGGGCCGGGGCGGACCGGUGAGAAAGCCAGGAGGCGAGGCGACGCGACGCGACGCCCGCGGCCACCGCCGUUCUCGUUCGUCGGCCGGGACGAACCCACCGGGUCCGCGGCAGCAGCAGAAGCAGCGGAACGACCCCUGCCAAAGAACGACGAUCCUCUCCCCCCCCCCCCUUCCUGCCGCAUCCGAUGCAUCGCCUCUGACCACUCUUCUCGGAACAACGAGUCACCCACAAGCCAACCACGGAACSGAAUCCGGGACGGACGCAACGAGACGAGUCUCGACGAGCAUACGAGUACUGUACCGGGAGAACGAUCUUUUUUGUAUUGUAGAGCAAAGAAAACUUUGUUCGAGAUGAAACUGGUUUGUGACAACGUCGAUGUUGGAACAACGAAAGAAAAACAGUGCAUUCUUGAUCAAGACAGCGGGUUGAAACAAUCCAGGAUUUGCGUUGCUCGACGGAAGAGGAAGAACAAUGAGAGAACAGACUCCUCAAACAACUAGCUAGUACUUCAAAGAAAUCUGGUAACAACUAGUAGUAGUAGUAAUCCUACCAUGCGUCAUURUCAUAUUUGCUACAAAUAGUGCCAAUGCUUUUCGAAGAGGAAUGAUUGCUACUGCAGCAAUGCAACGUACUACUAUCGACACUACUACUACUCGCAAGUUGUUUUACUAGUAGAACUAAGACUACUAGUACUUUACUGCUGUAAUACCARCGCUAGAGUUCUGUACGAGAACGUACGCUACUGAUGAAAGAUUUCAGAUUUCCCAUAAUUUUGAAAGAAUUCCAUAUCCGACUCGAUGUAUUUUGUUCCCGAUUUGCCGUGAAAGAUAUGUUUUGGCACGAAAAACGCAUUUCGCAUUUUCUCACGUUGAACGUAUCAACGAAGURCGUACCUGCAAUUCAACGAGGAACAAACAAUCGAACCUAUCUGGUGUCCCCGGACACAAACCAUUCCCGUUCUCCGAGACAAAGACCUCCGUGCCGGCACAACGCAACAACACAACAACUAAUACCCUUGCCAACCAAGGAACCAAAGGAAAACCGGUCGCACCAGAUUCGCUUCGAUCCAGGCCAGCAUGGCGUGUCAUCGUUCCGUCGCUAGACGACUCGCCGCGUCGAUCCCACUGGUGCUGGUGGUGGCGAUCCUCCGGAGCCGUUCUUGCUCCGCCUUUGGGGUCCUUGCGACCGGGCGCAACGGCGUACAACGCGGCGCCGUUUCGCUCUCGGAGCACACCCUGAACGUGGAAGGGAUCCGGGACGGCGACGACUUUCUAGAGGCGGACGGCCCCAAGGCCCGGCUCCUCGCUGCCAUCGGUGCCCCUGCCGAAACAGCGUGCCCGCCCCGCUUUGGCUUUGGGGACGACAGCGCCGCCAAGGAGGAAAUCGAACAACUGGUCGGGGACGUCUCGGGGUACGUCCUGCCCCUGGAGCACCCGUCGGAGUGGAGGCUCCUGUACACGGGCGCCCCCGACCUCCUGGGCCUGGAGGGGGGCCCGCUCARCCGGCUGGUGUCGAUCCGCCAGGCCAUCCCCGACCGGGAGAAACUGGAGAUCGAGCUCGAGUACGAGCCGUCCGAGGGCAUCCUCGGGCUCGCCGGSUCCUUCCUGGACGGCCUGGGCGAMGACCGGCUGGUCCAGACGGUCMGCUUCGGGUACGGGGUCGGCCCGAUGAACAAGGUCGACCUGGAGCUCUCCGGGACGAGCCUCUCGUCGACCCGCCUGUCGUCGCUGCUCGGGCAGGGGGGGAGCAGCCUUCCCCCGCUCUCCCUUCCCUCCCCGCUGCCCUUUUCUGGAUUUUYCGUCGUCUUCAACGACGGGGACCUCCGCGUCGACCGGACCGUCCAGGGGGACUUCCUCUUGAUCUACCGUCGGGAAAAGUAGACCCUGCCUCGCACCGGUGGUCGGUGCGACACGUGCUGCUGCUCGGAUGGGUAACRCCAUUGGUAACACCAACUUUUGUGCAGUUUACUAUGGUAUAASGAACCGUACAGAACAAAGAGAUUACUCACGG
Molecule: messenger RNA, 9036 nt
Organism: Pseudo-nitzschia multistriata
Lineage: Eukaryota; Bacillariophyta; Bacillariophyceae; Bacillariales; Bacillariaceae
Source: the annotation of a GenBank genome assembly